This is a messenger RNA of Ostrea edulis (European flat oyster), 1431 nucleotides long. RefSeq names its product B-cell receptor CD22-like. Gene Ontology annotation, cellular component: cell-cell junction. The record is from RefSeq and is a predicted model, not a curated record. Bases 1 to 1431 code for a protein of 476 amino acids. NCBI's taxonomy places the organism in Eukaryota, Metazoa, Mollusca, Bivalvia, Ostreida, Ostreidae. Gene Ontology annotation, molecular function: cell adhesion molecule binding. The transcript is spliced from 6 exons. Gene Ontology annotation, biological process: cell-cell adhesion.
AUGGCGACAGAAGUCCACUACAAUUUGACUGGAUCUUCCCAAGCUGCUACACUGAGACAGCAGUUCACAUGGACUUGUCAUAGAAAGCCUAAUCCAAACGAUAGUGUUCCUGGUGUAAAAUUCUACAGAAAUGAGAAAGAUGUUGGUGGAGUUGCAAAGAUAUCAGGAUGUCAAUUGGCAGAUACUAAUACCAGAUACAGUUUUGGUUGUAUCUCAGAGACAGAGUACACUCUUACCAUUCCAAGUCAAAAUAUGACAGAGUACGAACAAAACUCGGUGUGGAGAUGUGGAUACUAUGACAGACAAACAGCUUACAGCAGUGUACAGAAACGUCUCAUAAUAGCAAUUGAUGUCAGCAGUGUGACUCUGGAGCCCCGCGACAACCCGCUUACCCUGACGGAGAGAUCACAACGUGAAGUCCGGUGUACUGUCAACUCCAACGCCUUCCCUACACCAACGCAUGCCUGGUUUAUUGACACGAGAGAUAUCACCAGCACAGCGGGAUCUGAUACUUCUUCCGUCAGCAUCACAGGAAGUAAGGCAGACAAUGGGAAAGUACUCCGAUGUCAGGCGACCAAUAAUAACAGAUCAAAGAACGGCAGUACUGUCCUCAAUAUUACAUACAAACCAACUACAAGUGUUACCCCAUCUAGUCCAUACCAGAUCAGAGAAGGUGAUACAGCGGUGAUAUAUUGUGUAGUGACAGACGCUAACCCUAACACUGGGAUCACUUGGAGCUGGACAAAGACAGGGAACCCUACUGUCCUAUACAGAGUUCAGAACUACACAAUUCAAAACAUACAGAGAGCACAGAGAGGAACUUACCAGUGUACAGCUACAAACUCUAUAGGAACUUCUGUACCAGCCACAGUACAGGUGGAUGUACAGUACAAACCGGCUAUAAGUGUUACCCCAUCUAGUCCUUACCAGAUCAGAGAAGGUGAUACAGCGGUGAUAUAUUGUGUAGUGACAGACGCUAACCCCAACAAUGGGAUCACAUGGAGCUGGACAAAGACAGGGAACCCUGCUGUCCUAUACAGGGAUCAGAACUACACAAUUCCUAACAUACAGAAAGUACAGAGAGGAACCUACCAGUGUACAGCUACAAACUCUAUAGGGACUUCUCUACCAGUCACAAUACAGGUGGAUGUACAGUACAAACCAACUAUAAGUGUUACCCCAGCUGGUCCUUACCAGAUCAGAGAAGGUGAUACAGCGGUGAUGUAUUGUGUAGUGACAGACGCUAACCCCAACACUGCGAUCACAUGGAGCUGGACAAAGACAGGGAACCCUGGUGUCCUAUACACGGGUCAGAACUACACAAUUCCUAACAUACAGAUAGGACAGAGAGGAACCUACCAGUGUACAGUUACAAACUCUAUAGGGACUUCUCUACCAGCCACAGUACAGGUGGACGUACAAUGUAAGUAA